CAUCCUUGGGACUAUAAAAUAACUACGGACUGUUGUCAAUGGUCAGCGAAGUCCUCAGUGUGCAUUUUUGUAUUUUUUCAAGACUGGACCUAGUCUAUACGUGGAGUCAUGACAAACUUUGAGAAAUCAUGUGGCACGAACAUCCCAGCGGCACGGAUGACGUAUCUCCAUCGCCGUACUAGUGUUUGUAGAAAACUAUUUGGACCGGUCGACCACGACGAACUCAGCCGCGAGUUAAAGGCGAAGCUUAGGGAAAUCUCUGAACGAGACCAGCGCCGGUGGAAUUUCAACUUCGAGGGGGACACUCCAAUGCCUGGGAUUUACGAAUGGGAGGGGAUGUCCAAGGAUUCAACGCCUGCUUUCUACCAGGAGUCGACUAAAGUUGGGGGAAUGAAGGUUGUUACGUUAGACCUGAACCCUGAUUUCACCUCUGAGGUUGUCCCUGAACACUUGCGUGGUUGCUGCCAUAACAAAACUCCUACGUCAGUCUGGGAGCAUACGGUAAUUCCCCCCAACGAGGUUAACCAAGAGAAUUGCUCCAAUUCCCAAAAUACGAGAAAAUGUAACACCAAGGCAACAUCGUGUGUUCGGCGUACGAGGUCGAAGACAACAUAUUCUGAACGUGAUGUCAACGUCUCUCAAAUUACAGAUUAUUUUCCAAAGAGAAGAAGGUCUACAUCUGAGAUUAAAAUCAGCCAGCACAAUUCUUCCCUCUCAAUUCCUCUUGAACAAACUCCACGGAAAGCAAAAAUUAUUCGAUGAAGUUCACGGACGGCUUAAGACUUCAAAUAGCCAAUUUGCAAUUGUCAAGUGAAAUACACCACCUUAUCUUGAUCUAUGUUAAUGGAAAAAUAAUAAUGUAUUGUUUCAUCUUUCAAUUUGUCUUAAAUUAUUGUUUUAUUUAUUUUAUUUAUAUUUCGUUUAUAUUUAUUUUUGUUUAAUCAUUGACGCAGAAGCCAUUGAGUUAUGUUUUUUGACUUUACUGUUUUGAAUAUUCCGUUAAAGACAAUUAAAACUAUUUUGUUUACA
This is a messenger RNA of Esox lucius (northern pike), 1029 nucleotides long. It is a transcript of the gene cdkn1ca, whose product is annotated as cyclin-dependent kinase inhibitor 1Ca. Bases 109 to 762 code for a protein of 217 amino acids. The transcript has 2 exons. Gene Ontology annotation, biological process: regulation of cell cycle. Gene Ontology annotation, cellular component: nucleus. Gene Ontology annotation, molecular function: cyclin-dependent protein serine/threonine kinase inhibitor activity. Lineage: Eukaryota; Metazoa; Chordata; Actinopteri; Esociformes; Esocidae. The record is from RefSeq and is a predicted model, not a curated record.